GGUCCAGCAUCUGUGGGUCGGAGCGGAUGACAGAGACACGCAGUCCUCAUCAGGGAGAAAUGAGGAGGAUUUAACUCAACGUUUCCCCACCGCGAUGCACAAACUGGAUGUUUUUAAAAAGAGAGACUGACCCUCCUCGUCUGCCAUAGCCACAGCGCGGAGAUCUGACUUUAUUCUAUCAAUGAGAUAAUGUGGAGCGGCUCCACCGCCCGCUGGUAACGCAGAAAAAAACCCACAAGAUGAAGAAGCAGUUCAACCGAAUGAGACAGCUCGCCAACCAAACAGUGGGCAGG
This is a messenger RNA of Morone saxatilis (striped sea-bass), 293 nucleotides long. RefSeq names its product rho GTPase-activating protein 44-like. Gene Ontology annotation, cellular component: cytoplasm; dendritic spine; presynaptic active zone. The record is from RefSeq and is a predicted model, not a curated record. NCBI's taxonomy places the organism in Eukaryota, Metazoa, Chordata, Actinopteri, Moronidae. Gene Ontology annotation, molecular function: GTPase activator activity; protein binding. Gene Ontology annotation, biological process: negative regulation of Rac protein signal transduction; regulation of actin cytoskeleton organization; regulation of dendritic spine morphogenesis.